Naegleria lovaniensis is the source of this 516-nucleotide messenger RNA. RefSeq lists its product as uncharacterized. Bases 1 to 516 code for a protein of 171 amino acids. The transcript has a single exon. The record is from RefSeq and is a predicted model, not a curated record. Lineage: Eukaryota; Heterolobosea; Eutetramitea; Acrasida; Naegleriidae.
AUGUUCAAUUCACAACAACAAGGAACUACCUCGGAUGAUAUUUGGCUUUCGGAAGCAGAUGGUAAUGGAGAAUUAGCCACUACUCAAAGACUCAUUGCUGAAAGAGAAUAUCAACGAUUACGCGAACAGUUUCAAACAUUGGGAAUGAAAGAAGGAGCUUCGGAAGGAGUGGACCAGUUCAGACAAGAACAUUUUGAAGAAGGUUUGAAAAAGGGACUUUUGGAAGGAAUGAUGGUAGGCUUGCUGAUGGAAUUGUUUUCCAAACAACAACGCCAAGAGGAUCAAGAGAAAUUGGAAUUGUUUUCAUCAUCAUCGGAGAAGGUUGAAUCUUGGUCUCAGGACCAGAUGAAUCAAGUGUUGGACACAGCUCGUAAAUCAUUGGACAGCCAUCAUCACCAUGAUGAGCAAUCAAAAUGGGUUUCAGAGGUGAUGCAACAAUUUGGAGAGGAGGUGAAGCCUUGGUUGGAGAUGAAGGUGAAUACUCAAGAGUCCUCUUCAUCGGAACAGAAAGAAUAA